AUGUCAAAGAAAAUCGGGGUUCAGGGCGAUUUUCAAAUCGAUAAUAAAUUUCAAAUCAAGAAAAAAAUUGGAAGUGGCUCAUUUGGCGAAAUUUUCCUUGGCUGCAAUCUCCAAACAAAUGAAGAAGUUGCAAUAAAAAUUGAAAAUGUAAAUUCUCGGCAUCCCCAGCUUCUCUAUGAAUCUAAAAUUAUCAGAAUUUUGCAAGGAGGGCCAGGCCUUCCUCGAGUCCAUUGAUAUGGCAUAGAAGACGGCUUUAAUGUGAUGGUGAUGGAUUUAUUAGGUCCUAGUCUUGAAGAUCUGUUUAAUUGCUGCAAUAGAAAACUAACAUUGAAAACAGUAUUGAUGGUCGCUGAGCAAUUAAUAUGUAGAGUUGAAUAUGUUCAUUCUAAAAAUUUUUUGCAUCGAGAUAUUAAGCCAGAAAACUUCUUAAUUGGAACAGGGAAAAGAAGCACACUAAUACAUAUCAUUGAUUUUGGACUCGGGAAGAAAUAUAGAGACCCUAAAACGCAUAAGCACAUCCCUUAUAUUGAAGGGAAAUCCUUGACUGGAACAGCAAGAUAUACAUCUAUCAACACACAUAUGGGGAUUGAACAAAGCAGAAGAGACGAUAUGGAAGGAAUAGGAUACGUCCUUGCAUACUUUUUGAGAGGAUCUCUUCCAUGGCAAGGCAUUGCUGCAAAUUCGAAGCAAGAAAAAUAUAGAAGGAUUAUGGAAAGAAAAAUGAAUACUCCCGUUGAAACUUUAUGUCGCAGCUUUCCUCCAGAGUUCGUCGCGUAUAUAAAUUAUUGCCGAGGAUUAAAAUUUGAAGACAGACCAGAUUAUGGCUACUUAAGGAGAAUAUUCAAAGAUUUAUUCAUAAGAGAAUCAUAUGAAUAUGAUUAUCUUUUCGAUUGGACUUUAGUCAAUUUUAAUGGCAUGAGAAAGCGUAAAAAGGUAGAAGAAGAAACAAAAGAGCCAGCAAAAAGAGACACAAGCCCUACUAGGGAGCCUGGAAAAGACGAAGAAGAAAGAAACAUUAAAAACGUCCCAGUGAAAACUGAAAAAAAAAAGAAGUCGAAAUGCAUAGUAUUUUAG
Molecule: messenger RNA, 1074 nt
Organism: Blepharisma stoltei
Lineage: Eukaryota; Ciliophora; Heterotrichea; Heterotrichida; Blepharismidae
Source: the annotation of a GenBank genome assembly